Molecule: messenger RNA, 828 nt
Organism: Adineta ricciae
Lineage: Eukaryota; Metazoa; Rotifera; Eurotatoria; Adinetida; Adinetidae
Source: the annotation of a GenBank genome assembly
AUGUUCUCAUCCAUCCCAACGAAUUUCACUGAUCGUUCCAUCAAUGAAUCUUUACUUAUUUAUCUUUCUCUGAGUAUGGUUCAACUUACAUUUAGUUUCUUCGAUGCACACAGUUUCGAAUAUAUUAACUUUUUAGUUUAUAGUUUCAACAUUCAAUCGUUCUAUCGUCUCGUUUGUACAAUUUAUCAUCAUCGUCUGUAUUAUCAAAGUCUUUAUCCAUAUAUUUAUGCAAUUGUCAUUCAAUGGAUCAUCGCAAUUCUUCAAAUGAUUCCAAUCUUAAUAUUUAAUAAACGAAAUCUCAUUGAAGAUGAUGAAUUAUGUGAAAUAACGAUUCAUAAUCGUCGAACAAUCGUUUAUCUGUAUAUGAUUGUCUAUUUGAUUCCGUUUUUGUUGAUUCUAAUUCAAUAUCGAAUCUUAGUUAAAUAUUCUAAACGUAAAACCAAUGGUCUUCAUUCAACGAACAUUCAGCAACGUGCUCGUCGUCAAGUCAAAUCUAUUCGUCGAAUAUUGAUUUUAAUUUUCAUUCUUUUUAUUCUCAGUCUUCCUGAUUGUACGAUAAUCAUUUUCGAAGUGUUUCUUCUUGUCCGAACGCCAAGAUAUGUUCAUCGAAUUGGAUUUUCAUUUGUUGGAAUAGCAUCUGGUCUAAUUAUGUUAAUUAUGAUGUAUUAUACACGAAAUUUACGACGUCUUUUAUUUGGAAGACAACGAAGUCGAAAGAACAAAAUACUUAAAUUAAAUUAUAGUCAACAAGAAACGAGAGGAACAAUAAGGAAACUACCAGAAAUGAUCUACAGUGGAAUUAUGGCGUAUGAAAACGAAAGGAAUUAA